Messenger RNA from Zasmidium cellare ATCC 36951, 873 nucleotides. RefSeq lists its product as uncharacterized. The record is from RefSeq and is a predicted model, not a curated record. The transcript has a single exon. NCBI's taxonomy places the organism in Eukaryota, Fungi, Ascomycota, Dothideomycetes, Mycosphaerellales, Mycosphaerellaceae. The coding region runs from base 1 to 873 and encodes 290 amino acids.
AUGUCUCAACUGCAAGCCAUACAACUGAGAGCCGACGUCUACAACGCACCGGCAAUACCAACGAACGUCACAUUACCUAACGGCACUAUAGGCCUGUGGCAACCAACAGUGCUGACUCUCAUCUCGGGUCCUACCGAAGCCGUCCUUGUCGACACACUCUUCACCCACGAUCAAGGAGUGGAUGUUGCGGAUUGGCUGGACGAGAUCCUCGGAAACAAGACGUUGAAGUACAUCUACAUCACACAUGGGCAUGGGGAUCACUGGUUUAACGUACCAUAUCUGAAGACUCGUUUCCCAGGCGUCUCUGCGGUGUCCACGCAGCAUUCGAUCGACCACAUGGCAGGUCAAAUCUCACCUGACGGGAGAGCCUUCUGGUAUGAGCUUUUUCCAGCACAGAUUGACGACGAUUCUUUCAAUCCCAAUAUUCCUGUGACACCGCUACCAGACAAGAAAUUUGUCAUUGAAGGACACACUCUGGAAGCGACUGACGUUGGGCAUUCUGACACCGACAACACCACGUUUCUCUACGUUCCGGCGUUGGAUCUAGCGGUGACCGGCGACAUCGUGUACAACGACGUGCACUUGUGGAUGGUUGAAUCUCCUUCGCAAACUCUUCGCGAUGCCUGGGUCAAGUCCCUGGAUAAGCUGGAGGCUUUUGGCGCUGGCUUAGUUGUUGCUUCUCAUCAUCGGUUCGGAGGUCUGGAUGGUGCUUUCAACAUCGAAGCUACAAGAGAGUACAUCACGACGUUUAGCAGACUCGUCGAGUCGUCGAAGAAUGCCACCGAGCUUUAUGGCAAGGUCUUGUUGGCAUAUCCGCAGCGGCUUGGCUUGGCCGCGCUCUCGCUGAGUUGUAUGGCGCAGUUUAAGUCGUGA